Messenger RNA from Phytophthora sojae, 3438 nucleotides. RefSeq lists its product as hypothetical. The coding region runs from base 1 to 3438 and encodes 1145 amino acids. The transcript has 3 exons. Gene Ontology annotation, molecular function: microtubule motor activity; ATP binding; microtubule binding. Gene Ontology annotation, biological process: microtubule-based movement. Lineage: Eukaryota; Oomycota; Peronosporomycetes; Peronosporales; Peronosporaceae. The record is from RefSeq and is a predicted model, not a curated record.
AUGGAGAGCGGGUCGGAGGAUGAGGAGAGCGUCGUGUUCCUGCGCGAGGAGCUGCGCAAGAAGACGCAGGAGCUCAAGCAGAUGCAGGACGAGUUCGACGAGUACACGCAGUCCAGCCACGAGCUGGAGCAGGAGCUGGAGCAGGAGCUGUCCCGCGUGGAGAAGCGCAACUCCCACCUGCUCAACAAGAACCAGUACCUCGACCGCGACCUGCAGCUCGCGCGCAGCAAGCUUGAGGAGGCGCUGGACCAGACGCGCAAGUUCGAGGACGAGCUGCAGGCCACGCGCGCGGAGCUGGAAGCCUCUACAGCGGCCUGUCGCAAGCUGGAGCAGCAGCAGGAUGACCUGGAGACGCAGGUGCGCGUCCUGCAGGCCACAGAGUCUGACCUGCGCCACAAGAUGGAGCGCGAGAUGGAGGAGAAGGUGUUCCUGCUCAGCGACCAGGAGGAGCUGCAGCGUGAGCACGAGCUCGCUACGGAGCGCUUCCGCACCGAGAUCAUGGACCUCAAGUCGGAGCUGUACGCGCUACAGCAAAAGUACGAGGACGCGACGGUGGCGUCGGACACGUUCUCAGGGAACGACAGCAUGGCCACGACGCGGAGCCAGUCGGAGGAAGAUGACGACGAUUACGACUCGACCUACAACGAGAACUCGCUUCGUCACUCAACGGCGCACGAGCGCGACGAGAUUAGUCGUGAGGUGCUGAUUGAGUCGCUGCGUGAGGAGAUUGAAGCUCUGUCUUCGCGUGUGCAGGACGAGACGGACGCCCGAGCAGCCGCUGAGGCCGAGGCCCAGCAGCUCCGCGAUAGUCUUGCUCACAUGGAGGCGAUGGAGGCUGAGAUGACGGAGAUGACGGACGAACUGAUUGAGAAGUCCCAGGAUAUUCGUACUCGCGACGAGCAAAUCGAAGAGCUGCGCGAGUCUCUGCUGAAGCUGCAAUCCGAGAUGGCUACAGUCAACGACGGAGGCAUCGAGCUUACAACUGAACGCGAGAAUAUGCGCAGCGAGCUGGAGGAGAAGGAGAAGGAAAUGAGUACUUUGAAGGAGGAGCUGGAAACGGUGAGGGCGCAGUGUGAUGAUUUGACUGAGAGUGAACGCCAGCUGAAGGCCCAGUUGGAGCAAGGCGGCGAGGCUGUUGACGAAUUGAAGGAUCAAAUCGAGACUCUGACGAGAAACCUCGAGGAAAGCAAGCAGGAACGCCGGGAGCUAGAAAGCAAGCUGCAAUUUGGCAAGGGCGAAAUAUCUCAAAACCGCAGAGAAGUGGAGGAGCUGCAUAGCUUGAACUUAGAUCUCCAGAAGCAACUGGAUGAAGCGACCAAGAGGACCUCAGAGCUCGAGCGAGCUUCUGCAGUAUCGACAGCCUCCACUGUGUCGUCAGUUUCUGACAAGGAAAUGGCUGAGUCAAAGCGUCUAAUGAUGGAAAUUCAGACUAUGCGAACGUCAUUGAACUCUCUUUCGGCAGAGAACGCGAGGCUGAGAAACCAAGAAGGAAUGGCAUCAAGUGUCGUACCCGCUAAGCGCGUUUCAGCUGACGUGCUGCAAGUCAACUUCACGCCCGAGCAGCUUGCCCGGAAGUAUCUCGCCGAACGAACUCGUAACGCGUCAUUGCUCUCCCGACUUCAAACCGUUUGUGGUAACAUUCAAGUGUUCUGCCGUGUGCGACCAGUCAUUAACGAAGAGCUGGAAAAAUCGUGGGGAUCGAAGAUGGCAGUUAACGUGGUGAAUCAGUCGGACUUGGCCGCUAUGGAUAUCCGUCCCGAUCGUUCGUUUUCUAGCGAUUCGGACGGGCAAAUCGUCAGCAAUGGCAACUUGGAGGCCUUGGCCAACAACAGUUCAUGGAAAGUGUUCACGUUUGAUCGAAUUCUGGGCCCAGAAGAAACACAAAACGACGUUUUCCGCGAAGUGGAGCCUAUUGCACAGUCUGUUGUAGAUGGCUUCAAGGCAUGCAUUUUUGCGUACGGACAAACCGGUUCGGGUAAAACAUACACUAUGGAAGGAACUCCAAGCGAUCCGGGUCUGAACUAUCGGAUUAUCAGCCAUCUCUUCCAGUCGGUCCAACUGCGCGGCGCAAUUUAUACACCUGAACCCGAGAACAACGAGGACCGCGACGAUGAAAUGAACGGGCUGCAUACCGCUACCGACUCGUCUGUUUACCACGUACAGGUGGGAGUUCUGGAAAUCUACAACGACUCAUUGCGCGAUUUGAUUAACACGACCAACCCGAAAGCUCUGGAAAUUCGCCACGAUUCGUCGACUGGAGAUAUCUGCGUUCCUGAUUUAACGAUGGCGACUGUGUCUUCUCCUCAGCAGACAAUUGAUGUCUUACGCAACGCCCAAACCAAUCGCGUCACUGGUAAAACUAACUCAAACCAGCACAGCAGUCGAUCGCACAGCAUUGUCAUCGUGCAAAUAUCGAAGCGCCGGCCUGAGGGUGAUGCCGGUGACAAGGACUCGGCAGACACUGAGGUUGACGAAGAGGGCUGCGGCAAGCUCUACCUUGUGGAUCUAGCCGGUUCGGAGCGUGUGAAGAAGAGCAACGUUAGCGGUGCUAUGCUUCGCGAAGCGGCUCACAUCAACAAGUCGCUUUCGGCGCUUGCCGAUGUGAUGGAGGCACUGGAUAAGAAGAUGGCGCACGUGCCGUACCGUAACUCGAAACUCACGUAUUUGCUACAGGAUGUGUUGAACUCAUCGUGCAAGACGGUGAUGAUUGUAAACGUCGGUCCGACCAUCGAGAACGCCAGCGAGACUUUCCGAUCCCUUCAGCUGGCGGAGCGCGUACGCAAUAUCGUGGUCGGCAGGAACCAGAUUGUGAAGAACAAAAAGGAUAUACUGUCCGCGAAGAAGGCGUUUGCCGAGCUACAAUCCUUGAAGCAGCAGAUGCAAAUUUCGAAGAGGAAGUAUAUGCAGUCACAACAGUCUGUGGUUGCCCUGAAACGCGACCAGAAGAACCAGUCGGAAAAACAGUCGGCAGCGCUGCAGAGCCGGCUUAAGUCGUGGGAGACACAGAAUGAAAGCCUGAAGACACAAAACGAACUGCUCAAGCGACUCGUGGACGAUCUUAGUGGCCAGCUCAAGGCAGAACGUGAAACGAAGCAAAAAGAAGCAGAGCAGCGCGAAGCUGCCCAACGCUUGCUCCGACAGCAGAGCGCCAAGUCUCGUGUGUCCACGUCGCAGCAAGAGGCGCAGCAGAAAUUGCUGCUUGAACGGGAGGAGGAGAUCAAGAAGCUGCGCCAACUGCUUACAGAAGCUAGGAGGCGCAGCACUUCGUCACUUAUCCCUCGCUUGCCAGUAUCAUCGCCGCCUAUGAAGAAGUCGAAGAGCUCACGGCCAGCAUCUACACCGGGUAACAACCAGCAGGAAAAUGACAGUGCCAGCGGCGCAGUCCAGCAACUCCGCGAGCAAUGUGACCGGCACAGAGCCCAGCCCCCAGAGCAGUAA